Messenger RNA from Paraphaeosphaeria sporulosa, 1443 nucleotides. RefSeq names its product cytidine deaminase-like protein. Gene Ontology annotation, molecular function: tRNA-specific adenosine-34 deaminase activity; zinc ion binding. Gene Ontology annotation, biological process: tRNA wobble adenosine to inosine editing. Gene Ontology annotation, cellular component: nucleus; cytoplasm. The coding region runs from base 231 to 992 and encodes 253 amino acids. NCBI's taxonomy places the organism in Eukaryota, Fungi, Ascomycota, Dothideomycetes, Pleosporales, Didymosphaeriaceae. The record is from RefSeq and is a predicted model, not a curated record. The transcript is spliced from 4 exons.
UGUGAAUGUUGGUGCCUGGCAAUCCAGCAGCGCGGUGAUGUGAUGUGGUCGUCGGAGGCGUCGGUUUCCAGAAGCUCCACGUAACGGGCGGCGGCAACUGAGUGAGCGUACUCCCACUGGUACUAGCGCGCUUUUCGGAAAGGAACAAGGGUCUCGCUUGCCCACACCGGACACACUGUGCACUGCGCCAGGCGCCGCUUACGUUUUGCCAUGGUUAUUUUUGGUUUCACAUGGCCUCGCAACUUCCUCGCGAGCGAUUGCCUGAGCAGGACGGAAACAUGGGCACAAUGGUCGGCUCGCCUGCGGGCGCAGCGCCCGACUUGGUCACUCAACCUCACCACCGUUUCGAGCACAGCGAGCCUCAGCCCUGCCAAGCCCCUGGUGCAGAUCACGACGCAGACGACAUGGACCCGGAGGAGAGGGCGUAUCACGAGCGCUUCAUGCGCGAGGCCAUAAACAUGGCCGAACUUGCGCUCAAAAGCGACGAGACACCAGUCGGUUGUGUCUUUGUUCGUAAUGGCGAGGUCUUCGGUCGCGGCAUGAACGAGACGAACCGCACCCUGAAUGGCACGCGGCAUGCCGAGUUUGUUGCUUUGGCCGGCAUCUUGUCCAAGCAUCCAAUCAGCGACCUGAAGGAGACGGACCUCUACGUUACGGUUGAGCCUUGUGUCAUGUGCGCCUCGAUGCUUCGUCAGUACGGUAUCCGCGCCGUCUACUUUGGUUGCUGGAACGAGCGAUUUGGAGGUACCGGAGGCGUGCUCAACAUCCACUCUGAUCCAAGCGUCGACAGACCCUACCCUGUCACAGGCGGCAUCUUCAGGGAGGAAGCCAUUAUGUUGCUGCGCAAGUUCUACGUGCAGGAGAAUGAGAAAGCGCCGGAGCCCAAGCAGAAGAAGACGCGCGAGCUGAAGACGGAGAUCCUUCCCAUGGACAUCCAUGCACCCAAGUCUACUCCAACGCCACCGGUCGGUGCCUCUACAGCCACUGCCUGAAUGACUUUACGACUUUCUUAUAUCGAUACCCAUUGCAUACGAUCCCUUCACCGAAAUGGCGCCCCUAGAGCAGGCUUCAGACACAGCUUCUCUUUUCAUGUAUCUCAAAUAGUCAAUGUUUCUUACUUCAUUACCUUCCCUGUGGAGUCAAGCUGUGUCUGUUUCCAUCAAUUUUCCUGAGUGAUCGAGCUGGGGCCAUCUGUUGUUUCGUCGCUCCUGCCAUUUUUGUUAGGCUCGAACUUGGCUCGAACCCCCUCCCGCUUACAUAACAACCUCUGCCUGUCGAACCAUUUAAUACCUGCUACGCCUGUCAAUACAACACACUCACUAUGUUCCCCUCGAGCCUAUCAACAAACAUAGCCUCUCCGGACGCGCAUGAUGGUGAGAAUUGGGAUUAUGGGGGAGACGGUGGGAGCGGCGGCGACCUACACUCGCACGAGCGAGUCGCAGA